Cuscuta europaea is the source of this 3354-nucleotide messenger RNA. Lineage: Eukaryota; Viridiplantae; Streptophyta; Magnoliopsida; Solanales; Convolvulaceae. The record is from the annotation of a GenBank genome assembly.
AUUGUCAAACCGAACCACAGACAGAUUGUAGGGAGAGAUGAAAAACUGGGAAAAGUUGGAGAGAGAAACAUCAGCCAGCCCCUCUUUUUUAAUGCUCAAUUUCUUGCUUUUCUGUGAAGCUCCACUAACUUUCACUUUUAAUUUAUUUUCGUUGCUGAUAUUUAAUCGACAACCCCCUCCGUAAUAAAAGCCAGCCCAAUUUUUAGACUAUAUGACAGAAACAUAGCCCGUGAAAUGAGAAGGCUGUUCUUCUUCACACCCUUAUAUUCCUCUCUCACAAGUUUACAGUUCUAGGUGUGUUUUUGCCAUUGCCUUGUUUAAAGACUGCACCUUUAGUGUUAUUUUUGUGGUUGGGCUGGCUUAGGAAAGACCAACAAACUGAGAUUAAGGAAGUGGGAAUCCAAUGAGGGGUGAUCAAUCUCAGUCUUAUGCUUGACUCUGUUCGGCUGUGAAGGGAGUGUUUGCUUGCACUGAGAGAGUGGGAUAGGGGAGUUUCAAGACCCUGAGAAAAAGAACCAGUGAUGAUGGCGGUGACAUCAGCCUGCAAGGAAGACAGUGGAAAAAUGGGAUUCGACAAUGGGAAAUAUGUCAGGUACACACCAGAGCAGAUCGAAGCUCUGGAGAGGCUAUACCAUGAGUGCCCCAAACCAAGUUCACUCCGCAGGCAACAGCUCAUCAGGGAGUGUCCUCUUCUUUCAAAUAUUGAGCCCAAACAGAUCAAAGUUUGGUUUCAGAACAGAAGAUGCAGGGAGAAGCAGCGGAAAGAGGCAUCGCGCCUCCAAGCAGUGAACAGAAAGUUGACUGCAAUGAAUAAGCUGUUGAUGGAGGAGAAUGAUAGGCUUCAGAAGCAAGUCUCACAGUUGGUGGCUGAGAACAGUUAUUUUCGCCAGCACAAUCCCAAUACAGCUCUGACUACAACCGAUAACAGUUGUGAAUCUGUGGUGACAAGUGGUCAGCACAAUUUAACUCCCCACCGUCCUCCAAGAGAUGCAAGUCCUGCAGGACUCAUGUCCUUAGCGGAGGAGACUUUAACAGAGUUUCUGUCCAAGGCCACUGGAACUGCUGUGGAGUGGGUCCAAAUGCCUGGAAUGAAGCCUGGUCCGGAUUCCUUUGGAAUCAUUGCUAUUUCUCGUGGUUGUGUUGGUGUAGCCUCACGUGCAUGCGGUCUCGUGGGUAUGGAACCUACAAGAGUUGCUGAAAUCCUUAAAGAUCGGCCAUCAUGGUUUCGUGAUUGCCGAGCCGUGGAGGUUUUAAAUGCAAUGUCUACUGGCAAUGGGGGAACCAUUGAGCUUCUAUACAUGCAGCUAUAUGCACCUACCACUUUAGCACCAGCUCGUGACUUCUGGUUACUGCGAUAUACGUCCGUUAUGGAAGAUGGAAGUCUUGUGAUAUGUGAAAGGUCACUGAACAACACUCAGAAUGGUCCUAGCAUGCCACAAGUGCAGCAUUUUGUGAGAGCAGAAAUGAUGCCAAGUGGGUAUCUCAUAAGGCCUUGUGAAGGGGGUGGAUCAAUCAUUCAUAUAGUUGACCAUGCUGAUUUUGAGCCUUGGAGUGUUCCUGAGGUCUUGCGUCCAUUAUACGAGUCAUCGACACUGCUUUCCCAGAGGACAACACUUGCUGCUUUACGUCACUUAAGGCAGAUUUCACAAGAAAUUUCUCAGCCUAAUGUGGCUGGUUGGGGACGAAGGCCAGCCGCUUUGCGUGCACUUAGCCAAAGAUUAAGCAAGGGGUUUAAUGAGGCUGUGAACUGUUUUACGGAUGAAGGAUGGUCGAUGGUUGAAAGCGAUGGCAUUGAUGAUGUCACCAUUAUGGUGAAUUCCUCUACAGCCAAAGUGAUGGCUGCAAAUCUUUCUUAUGCCAAUGGACUUCCACCUAUGGGUGGUGGUGUGCUAUGUGCCAAGGCUUCCAUGCUUUUGCAGAAUGUACCUCCUGCGAUCCUUCUAAGGUUUCUGCGAGAGCACAGAUCAGAAUGGGCAGAUAGCAGCAUUGAUGCUUACUCAGCUUCUGCAGUCAAAUCCAGCCCUUGUGGUCUCCCAAUAGCCCGAACAGGAAGUUUUGGAGGCCAAGUUAUUCUUCCCUUAGCUCAAACCAUAGAGCAUGAAGAGUUUAUGGAGGUAGUUAGACUUGAAAACAUGGGCCACUUUCGAGAAGACAUGAUGGCUGCGGUUGACAUCUUUCUGUUACAACUUUGCAGUGGGGUGGAUGAGAAUGCAGUAGGCACAAGUAGUGAGCUCAUCUUUGCUCCUAUAGACUCCUCUUUCGCUGAUGAUGCACCCCUUCUACCCUCCGGUUUCCGGAUCAUUCCUCUAGAUUCUAGAGCGGAUUCCCUUACCCCAAACCGAACACUUGACUUAGCGUCAACUCUUGAGGUUGGAACUGGUGCGACCCGUCAAGCCGGUGAUCAAUCUAAUAAGCAGUGCAGUAGUAAAUCAGUUAUGACGAUUGCUUUUCAGUUUGCAUUUGAGGCCCAUCUUCAAGAAAAUGUAGCAGCUAUGGCCCGGCAAUAUGUGCGAAGCAUUAUAUCGUCUGUUCAGAGGGUAGCACUGGCUCUUUCCCCAUCCGGUCUUAGUCCUCUCGCUGGUCUUAGGCCUCCACCUGGCACGCCCGAAGCACAUACUCUUGCCCGUUGGAUUUGUCAAAGCUAUAGAAUCUUUUUGGGGAUGGAUCUUUUCAAAUCUGCUAGUGAAGGAAGUGAACCCUUCCUCAAACCACUUUGGCAUCACCCAGAUGCUCUUAUGUGUUGUUCUUUAAAGGCAUUACCAGUUUUCACAUUCGCAAACGAAGCUGGACUUGAUAUGCUGGAAACCACCUUAGUUGCACUCCAAGAUAUUACUCUGGAAAAGGUUUUUGAUGACAAUGGCAGAAAGACAUUGUUAUCUGAGCUUCCACAGAUUAUGCAACAGGGAUUCACAUGUCUUCAAAGUGGAAUUUGUUUGUCAAGCAUGGGGAGGCCGGUCUCCUUUGAGAGGGCGGUAGCGUGGAAAGUGUUGAAUGAAGAGGAAACCCCACACUCCAUAUGUUUCAUGUUCAUCAACUGGUCCUUUGUCUGAUUUUAAUUAGCAUUUUGAUUAGGUGUCAGUAUGAGAAACUAGAUUAAGCAUCAGUGGUUGAAUAUAUACGGCAGACAUGUGCUUAUUUUUGCACUUCUAAACUGUCACAUAGGCAUAUACUCUGUAUGUAGGCUGCCACUUUUGUGAAGCUUGAUACCAAGAUAGUUUCUCCCUUUCUUUCUCUUUGUGCCAUUGUGCAACAACAAGUUUAUCUAAUGUAUUUGUGGAUUGAAAAAGAAAAGAUACAUGUAUAAAUCACUUCAGCCGUUCCUAUUUAAUUUAUUGGGCUUGACUUUGCAUGGAA